This is a messenger RNA of Aethalodelphis obliquidens (Pacific white-sided dolphin), 5387 nucleotides long. Its product is annotated as synaptotagmin-9. Gene Ontology annotation, cellular component: dense core granule; plasma membrane; exocytic vesicle. Gene Ontology annotation, biological process: calcium-ion regulated exocytosis; signal transduction. The record is from RefSeq and is a predicted model, not a curated record. The coding region runs from base 1621 to 3117 and encodes 498 amino acids. The transcript is spliced from 9 exons. NCBI's taxonomy places the organism in Eukaryota, Metazoa, Chordata, Mammalia, Artiodactyla, Delphinidae. Gene Ontology annotation, molecular function: SNARE binding; calcium-dependent phospholipid binding; clathrin binding.
UGUUUCCCAGACCUGUCCAGGGUGAACGACAUCACCCACUUUGAAAUGCAGCUCCAGGGAUGCAAAAUGUAUUUUUUAAAAAGUUAUUUGGUGAGGGAAGGUCCUGAGGUCCAAGUUUCUCUCAGUCAGUGCAAAUCUGACCUCUGCUCUGUCCUCUGGCCUCGUUCUGAAAAGAUGAACAAAUGGAGAACCGUGAGUAUCUACUAAGAAGCAGAGGAGUGCCAGGUCCUCUGACCCGGAUCAUCACCUUCUGUUCCAUUCAGUAUAUCCUUUUAUGGUGUAUCUGUUAAACAAUAAAGCUAAUAAAUCUCUACUUUCUUUAAAGUCAAAGAAAUUGGAAUUAGAACUUUGUAAUUGGCAACCAUAAAACUGGGAAGGAACCCACACAGCCUAGGAAGGGAGAAUAAAGAGAAAGCAGAACCACCCGCUUCUUGGUGCAAUGAUAGCAGACACGUGGACAAUGUGGAGUUACACAAUCCAAAUUUGCUUUCAUUUCAUCUCUCAGGAAAAGCUUACUACAAACAGGGAGGGACCAAGCUCACAGGAGACAGAUGCCCAAUAUGAGAGAGCGGUUAUUAUGGAACACGAACCCAGUUUGUCUCUUGGUCCAAGUGAAUUAUACUUCAGGCUCUGGAGCAAGUGUGAGGAUGAAUCCCUGUCUGGGAUAAUUAAGCAGGACAUUCUGUGCUACUCUUCCUUGGUGGAUGCUGGAGAAUCAACUGGCCAUCCUCAGGUUUCCAAUCAGUUGCUUAGAAGACCAGCCAGGGUCUACGAAGCUCCAGGUAAGUCCCAGCGUCUUUCUCAGGAGCCAUUUAUUUGACCUUAGUUCUGAUCUGAGAGUCUCCACCUUUUCCAAAUCACCAAGGUGGUCGAAAAGGCCCUGCGGUUGAGAAAUUUUUCCUUUGUUGGAGAAUCUCGGCCCCAGACCCCGCAUUUGGGCGUGUAGCAUCUUUAGGCCCAUGGCUUAUGCCCCGACUGCGCUUUUCAAGUUCAAAGCCGGGACUCGGUUCUCCAGAUCUGGCGGGUGUGGUUCAGACUGCACGUUUCGCUCAACGCACCCAAGAACAUGUUUUGGACUCCCGCGGCGAGGGGCGGUGGGAGAGGGUAUGGGUUUGCAUCGGGACAGGGCGCGCAUCCGCACACACUCUCCAAACCUGGGCGUGGUCGCCCUGAGCACGAGGUCCCGAGCCGAGUCCCGCGCUCCUCUAGGAGCCCGCGAGCGCCCCCCUUCCCCCGCCGGCGCUCAGGCAGGGGCCGCCGGGAUCCUACCCCUUGGCGCGCACCCCUGACCCGCCCCGCCCCGCGGCGGCCACGAGGGGCGGGCGGAGCGCUAGGAGAGAGGCGCGUUGGGCUGUGCGGCGCCGCCUCUCCUCCUUGCCGGGGGAGGGACGGAGGGGCAGGGCGGGAGAGAAAGAAAGCCCGACUGACCGGCUGGCCAAGAGCUGCAUGCAACCGGUGGGAGGCCGGGCCGGCUGGGGCUGGGGCUUGGGCUCGGGCCGUUUCUCGGCGGGUCCCUGGCGGCGAGCGCGGACGGCCCGGAGGCGGCGGCUCUGAGCUGGCAGGCGGAGGGUUGUCUCCCGCGCCCGCCUGCCGGGCUCGGUCCGAGGAUGCGGGGGGGCGAUGCCCGGGGCCAGGGACGCGCUCUGUCACCAGGCGCUGCAGCUGCUGGCCGAGCUCUGUGCCCGCGGGGCCCUGGAGCACGACAGCUGCCAGGAUUUCAUCUACCACCUGCGGGACCGCGCCAGACCCCGGCUCCGAGACCCAGAUAUCUCAGUGAGCCUGCUGACCCUUGUGGUCACCGCCUGUGGCCUCGCCCUCUUUGGCGUGUCUCUCUUCGUGUCUUGGAAACUCUGCUGGGUUCCGUGGCGAGAACGAGGCCUGUUCUCUGGUAGCAAAGACAACAACCAGGAGCCUCUUAACUACAUGGACACAGAGACCAACGAGCAGGAGAACAGCGAGGGCUUCCUAGACCCUCCCACCCCUUGUCCAGACUCCUCCAUGAAGAUCAGCCACACCUCCCCUGACAUUCCCCUCGCGACCCAGACAGGGGACCGGGAGAACUGUGCCCAUGGCGUCCGCGUACAGCGCCAAGUCACAGAGCCAACAGCCUCAUCAGCUCGGCAUAAUUCAAUCCGAAGACAACUCAACCUGUCAAACCCAGACUUCAAUAUCCAACAGCUUCAAAAACAGGAACAGUUGACUGGAAUUGGUCGAAUUAAACCGGAGUUAUAUAAGCAGAGGUCAUUGGAUAAUGAGGAUGGGAAGAGGAGUAACAGCAAAGCCUGUGGGAAGCUGAACUUCAUUUUAAAAUAUGACUGUGACUUAGAGCAACUCAUAGUGAAGAUUCACAAAGCUGUCAAUUUGCCCGCCAAGGACUUUUCUGGGACGUCAGAUCCUUAUGUCAAGAUCUAUUUGCUUCCCGAUCGGAAAACAAAACACCAGACUAAAGUUCACAGAAAGACCCUGAACCCUGUGUUUGAUGAAGUGUUUUUGUUUCCGGUUCCCUACAAUGACCUUGUAGCUCGGAAGCUUCACUUCUCUGUCUAUGACUUUGACAGGUUCUCUCGCCAUGACUUAAUCGGCCAAGUGGUGGUGGAUCACUUCUUAGACUUGGCUGAUUUCCCCAGGGAGUGCAUCCUUUGGAAGGACAUCGAAUAUGUCACCAAUGACAACGUGGAUCUUGGAGAGCUGAUGUUUUCCCUCUGCUAUCUUCCCACGGCUGGCAGGCUGACCAUUACCAUUAUAAAAGCAAGGAAUUUAAAGGCAAUGGACAUAACGGGAGCAUCAGAUCCCUACGUGAAAGUCUCAUUGAUGUCUGAUGGCAGACGAUUGAAGAAGAGGAAAACGUCCACCAAGAGGAACACUCUGAACCCUGUUUACAACGAAGCCAUAGUCUUUGACGUCCCUCCCGAGAAUAUUGACCAAAUCUACUUGUCCAUAGCGGUCAUGGACUACGACCGUGUAGGUCACAAUGAGAUCAUCGGCGUGUGUCAAGUAGGCAACGAAGCCGAGAGGCUGGGCAGAGACCACUGGAGUGAGAUGUUGUCGUAUCCGCGCAAGCCCAUUGCACACUGGCAUUCCCUGGUGGAGAACAGAAAUCCUGACACAAACGAUUAAACAAUGAGAAAUGUAUCAUCUGGCUAAGGAAUUAGAGAAACGAUGACUGUGGGUAAGAGGACCACUUAUGCCAAGAACACAGUAGGACAACCAUCUUACAAAGAUCUUCAGUAACUUUUCCCAUCCAACAACAUCUAGACGACGCCAGUGACCAAAUAUUCAGCUGUAACCACAGCAGUAACUGGCCCUCUUUCCAGAUUGGGUUUGCUGAACGUGAACAGUCCAGCUGUCUUCAGGUGGCCUAAGGUGGUAUGCUGUAGGGGAAGCACAUCUCUUCUGGCCAAGAAUUGAGAUUGGACUAUGGAAGAAAGCACCUGAUACAGUGAGAGUACUCAGAGUACCUAAAGGACUCUUAAUGAUUAACAUAAGGCCCUUGGUGAUGGGGUCUUAGCAGCUGCCCUGGCAAUGUCACUCUGACAUGAUGUUAUUUGCUCGAAGGCCCUGGAAGGACAGAAUAUUUUCACAUCUAUCCAGGUGCUAAAUAGGAAGCAGUUCUAAUUCACACUGGACUACCACUGAGCUAAUAGUUGUCUCCAGAAAAUAAUUUCACCCAAGAAGUACUCCAGCUUUGCAAGGAAUAGCCCCAGGAGAGUAAUAGGAUAAACAAGCUGUUACCCUGGAGAAAAUCGAGUACAAAGAGGUCUAGUUCACAGCAAAUUCUCUGCCUGCUCCCAUGUACAUGGCAGUGAGUACCAGUUGAUCAUGGCCCUCUCCUCUGCUAAACCCAGACGUGAGGAGUCAGAAUCCCCAACACUGUUUUCAAGAUGGCCAGUAGCCACUUCCUUUCAACUGGUGUUGGCAAUGAGAAUGAAAGUUCAUUGUCAUCCCUGUUAGAGAGGCAUACAUCUCAGUGGCAUAGGCAUUCUGGAAUACCUUUCCCAGGUACAUUUGUCCACUGAGGGAACAGCCUCAGAAACAGAAGUACCAUUGAGUGAGCUGAGUUCCUGGAGAGAUGAUACGGCUGGCCCCUGAUUCAAGGCACAACUUUUGGGCCUUCUUGGCCUGAGUGCCUUUUGGGGUAUUUCCAUGUGCAACAGCCCAGAGGCAUAGCCUUGGGCAGCCACCGACAGGUUUCCUUUCACUUCUGGACACAUGCAUCACUUUCACAGCACUUGGGGAAUGGAAAUACCUGCAGGAGUGAAGGUCAAGGACUCUCCCCGGGUAUCACAUUCAUUACUCAGCUUCCUUUGUGACCACAUCAGCCAACCCACUGCCAGCUGUGUUCUUCAUCCUCAUUGCUUCUGCCUCCAUACAAAUGAAACUAAAGGCCUCAGCAUGUCCUGGGGGUGGUAUUGUUACCUCUCUCUCCCAUUAUAGGUGUAAGGUGCCCCGUCCGUACAUUUGCACCAUUUCUCCAAGACAGCAUUUCCCUUUCAUACAAUCGCUUUGCAGCAGAAUCCAGAGUUGGACUGUAGUUUACCGUCCUGGGAAGCUCAUUUAUCUUCAUUUGAAUUAACACUUCCAUGUGGGACUAACUGGGUGGAAGCACAAUCAUUGCAGGUCUUCAGAAAGUUCUUAUUGCCACAGCUACCCAGUACAAGAAACUACCCCAAUGUCAAACCUUAAAGGGAUGGAGACCUUUGGUUGUAUGAGGCGGUGUUACAAUAUUCCAGCUUCAUGUGUUCCCCAGCCUGCCUAAUCCAUUUCCAUCUCUGACUGGCUUUCAACCUCCAGGAUCCAAAGGGAACCCAAGAUUCUGCCUAUGUCUUUGACAUGAGAAGAAUUCAGCCUUCCUUGCCUAAGGUUCCCUCUGCCUAUUCCUCUGCAUUCAGACAUCUUCCAUCAUACCAGUGUUUAGAACCAAAGCAUGAAGGACUAGUGCCAGCAGGAUAAAUAUUAUCUCUUGAUCCAGGCGGAUGAGCCCAGAAGGAUGGUCCCAGAGAAACCAGACUGGCCCCAGUAGAUAUCAGGCAGCCAUCCCAAUAAACUUUGACUUGUCCUUGGCACUGGGAGCCUGGGUAGGAGAUCCUGGGGCAGCUGUGCCUAUUGUUCCCCAGGCUAAGAUCUUCCUGCCUAGAGAACUAGCAGCCCUGGGGUACUUACGAGUAUGCUACUGGCUUGUUGUUAUGAAACAGAAGGUGGCUUUGUAGGGGCCAGCAGGCAAAGUGAGGCAGGCAGGUGGCUUGUGCUGGAGAGUUUUAACAGUCCAGCUGUGGCCAGAGGCUGGUUAUAAAUUUGAACUCCUUGAGCCCAUCUGCAACUCUGCCUCUGUUCUUUUGCCUUCUGUUUGGUUUCCCUUUAGUUUCCUAGUAAAUAUUCCUUUUGAAAAA